GCAAGUGUGUCAUGAAAUUGCCAUUCGUUUCUGCUCUAUAUACAUACCUGGUCAGACAGCACGUACAUAAUUCCAAAUAUACAUAUAUCCAAAAAUACCUGGUGCGAGUGUUUGGUUCUGACUCUGCAAAUUUUUCAGGCUCAAGAUGUCCCUGUGGUCGCAGCUGAAGCCUCUGGAAUUCUGUCGAACGGUCUACAGUGACCACAACUCCUGGUCAUUCGUCAAGUGUUCGGUGGCCUUUUGUGCCGGUGUGCUUCUGAUUCGUAGCCUGGAAGGUAAAUUGCCUGAAGUCGGCUUGGUUCCCAAUAUUUAGGCCUAGAACUUGAGUGAGAUUGUGGUGACGAUGUUGGUUUACCCACCAAAUUAAAGCUAACGAAGAAGAUGGUCUGAAGGGAGGAAUGAGGGUGAUCUAGGCUUUUGGAUUCGCUAAGUCAUUUAUGGUUUGUUUGUGGAAUUAAAGCAACUUAAGAAUUUAAAAAAAUGUUUAUAAAACAACUA
Molecule: messenger RNA, 498 nt
Organism: Drosophila kikkawai
Lineage: Eukaryota; Metazoa; Arthropoda; Insecta; Diptera; Drosophilidae
Source: RefSeq, a predicted model, not a curated record